Camelina sativa (false flax) is the source of this 585-nucleotide messenger RNA. RefSeq lists its product as uncharacterized. The record is from RefSeq and is a predicted model, not a curated record. NCBI's taxonomy places the organism in Eukaryota, Viridiplantae, Streptophyta, Magnoliopsida, Brassicales, Brassicaceae.
UUACUUCAAGUCUUCAAAAACAGAAGAAACCGUUGAGAUGAUGGAGAAGGUUGGGUUCAUCAUUGUAUCUCUCUUAAUAAUGGUAUCCGUUGUUGACAUUUCAGCUAAAGAAGAAAUAUCACCGAGACUGUCUCCGAUAGAGCAUUCUUCCCCGUCACCGCCUCAGCAAGAUAACGAAAUGUCUCCAAUAUCUCCGACGAUGAUGUCUAAUGAUUACGAUUAUCCGUCUUCGUCUCAGUUUACGGAAUCAAGUGAUCUCAGUUACACUGAAAAUACCAGAACGGGAGGCAAAAAAGUAGCCUCCGGAGGCGGAGGAAACAAGACUGGAGUUGUCGUUGUUGGAGCCAUUGCAGCGGUGAGUAUGGUCUGCUUCGGUGGUGUAUAUUUGUUCAAGCAACGGCGUGACAACAUUCGUCGAUCGCGGUAUGGAUACGUCGCCACUGAAUUCUUCUGAAGAUAACUUUGAGAGGUUUGAAGGCCAUCUUCAGAAGUCUAGUUUCUUUUCAAAUGUUCUUGGUAAAUAUUUGUUUGUUCGUUUCUUGCAUAUAUCUUUUGUAAUUUGAAAUUUCUAAUGAUUUGAUUUUG